Coffea eugenioides is the source of this 1995-nucleotide messenger RNA. RefSeq lists its product as uncharacterized. NCBI's taxonomy places the organism in Eukaryota, Viridiplantae, Streptophyta, Magnoliopsida, Gentianales, Rubiaceae. The coding region runs from base 224 to 1615 and encodes 463 amino acids. The record is from RefSeq and is a predicted model, not a curated record. The transcript is spliced from 4 exons.
GCCAGACCCCCUUGACUUGGAGUCCUAUCUGAUCGCGUUGCAAUUUUUUCAGCUGGAAGCUCACCCAUUGAUCAUCUCUUCAUUUGCUACUUCUCUCCUGGAACAGAGGGAAAGAAGAAUCAUAUAUCUUGAUCAGAGAAAGCAAGAUCCUUUAUUGACGGUUGAGUUUCACCUUGAAAAUUCGUUGUUAUUUUUACUGAUCAGCAUAAUCUUCUAUCCAGCGAUGGAGGAUGGGCAAUCAGAUCUUUUAAGCUUAAAGGUCCUGGUGGAAAAGGAGAGAAAAAGAGUUGUUUUUCUGGAGGCGGAUAAAUACUUUCUUGAUGUUCUCAGUAGCUUCAUGACAAUGCCCUUGGCGAUGAUUAUCAAACUGACCCGUGGACAUUCACUGAAGGGGGAGAUCGGUUGCCUCAGCAGUUUAUAUGAAAGUGUGGAAAAUCUUGGUGAGGAUCAUCUACAAAGCACAGACCACAAGGACAUGCUACUGCAUCCUCGAAGUGCUGCUGAAAUCUAUCAUAGUGACUUGUUGAAAGACAAAUCGAUUGAGAGAACUGAUGCUGAUUAUUAUGUAUGUAGCGAAGGAGGCUGCUCGUUUCUGAGUUAUUAUCGAUCUACUCAUUGCCGUUGUGGAAGUGCUAUAACUCUUCGCUUGGAUUUCUCAGAUUCUGCGUCUAUUCCUCAAGAAAGAGGAGGUUUUGUAAAACCAACUGUGCACUUUAUGAUUAGUGACGACUUUCAAGUAAUGCCGAUGUCCACUAAGGCUGGAUUAGCUCUGCUCGAACAAGUCAGCAGGUUAGAUGGGAGCAGAAUAGAAGAGAGGAACAUAAACAUUGGAAGGAAUGAGGUUCUGAAGCUGUUGAAGCAUUCGCUGGUAUCAAGGACUCCUUUUACUGACACCUUGUUGGAGGCACCAAUGAGUAAAGGUAUCUUCAGUGUCUGCCAUGGAAAAUAUGGUCCAAGAAGGAAAAGUGACAUUCCAGAGACUAUAGCUAAAAAAGAGAGGAUUAUUUUAAAGCUUAUUGUAUGCAAAUCCAAGAAUAAGGCAAUUUAUGCAGAGGCAAAGGAAGAUUUCGUUAAUCUGCUUUGCAGUUUCCUCACAUUUCCUCUUGGUUAUGUCUUCAGCGAAUUUCCAUCUUUGUCAUUCAAGGGGUGCAUCAACAACUUUUACCAGACUAUCAAAGAGUUUGAUAGCAACCAAUUCAUGUCUGAGGAGAUGAAGGAAGCUAUAGUCUAUCCAAAGUUGGCUCCAGGUCUUCCUGUUCCUACCAAGUUGAUUGCUAUUAUGGAAGCAGUAGAUCCGUCAUAUUCCACCUUUCAGUCCCUUUUCAACGUCAGAAACAGCAAACUGGGGCCAAAAUCCAAUUUUUUUGGGAAAGCUGAGGGAUUCAUAAAAGGGCCAUCCAUGUUCAUGGUGACAGACAAUCUGACUGUAACACCUUUAUCUGCAAUAUCAGGCUUAUCUCUUCUCAAUAAGCUCAGAAUACCCCUCAUUGAUAUUGAAGAGCAGCAAGUGGACGUUGGUGAAGAUGAGGCUUUGCGCCUCCUUGUGGCUACUUUGGUGUCCAAAUAUACCCUAACGGACGCUUUCCUGCACAAGGAAGAAAAACAAGAGUCAUAAGGUGAGUAGAUAUGUAUGAACAUCUGAAUACAUGAAAAGUAACCAUGUGAAUUCUAAAGAUCAAGUAUGCAAGUCAUCUUCUCAUUUUCAUCUAAAUCCACUAUUGUGAUAUACGUCUUUUUGGUUCUCUUCCUAGCUAGUCUGUGGUCUAUGAUGAUGAGGAUGUACCAGUGAACAAGUGUUCACUGAUGUUAUGUACUAGAUUGAGAAAAUAAUGAAGUUCUAAGUUGGUAUCUAUUAGAUUGACAAAAGAAACUUUAUGUUGAUGACAUUUAAAAGAAGAUUCAAGCACCAAUGUACACAAGUUGGGAAAUACUAGCCAGCAGGUCCCUUUCUCUCAUAUUGAGAGUCAUCAUUAGGAUCUGUCAGACUUUUCUUGA